AUGGUGACCCCAGCCCGCAGUACGUCAGCUGACUUCAAUAUCACCACCUCAGAGCUGAAAAGUCUGAUGCAAUUUCGAAAGAAAGAAGCUGUGAACAAAAUAAGAGAAUUAUAUGGCGAUAUUUUUGAAAUCUGUAAUCGUCUGAAAACAUCUCCUAUAAAUGGGAUAUCUUCAUCAGAAGUAGAGCUUAGGAAAUCUGUGUUUGGAAAGAACUUUAUACCCCCUAAAGAGCCCCUAACAUUCCUUGAACUGAUAUGGGAAGCACUGCAAGAUAUGACAUUAUGUAUCUUGGAAAUUGCAGCCCUGGUAUCAUUGGGACUAUCAUUUUACCAUCCUUCAGGGGUAAAUCUUGCAGUAUGUCGUUUGGACGAAGUUCAAGCAGAAGAAGAUGAAGGCAACACCGAAUGGAUUGAAGGAGCUGCUAUUCUUCUAUCAGUUGUUUGUGUGGUGAUGGUAACAGCUUUCAAUGACUGGAGCAAGGAAAAACAGUUCAGGGGGCUGCAGCGUCGCAUUGAAAAGGAGCAAAAAGUUACUGUCGUCAGGAGUGGGGACAUAACGGAGAUCCCAGUCAUUGACUUAGUGGUUGGGGAUAUCAUGCAAAUCAAAUACGGGGAUCUUCUACCAGUUGAUGGCUUGUUGAUCCAAGGCUACGAUUUGAAACUCGAUGAAAGCUCCCUUACCGGGGAAUCUGAUCAAGUCAAGAAGAAUUUAAGACAGGAUCCUAUGUUGCUGUCAGGUACCCAUGUGAUGGAGGGCUCUGGAAAAAUGGUUGUUACAGCUGUUGGUAUUCACUCACAAACUGGCAUUAUCCUCACUUUACUUGGAGUUGGAGCAGAUGAGAAACCAAAAGAGACCACCAAGAAUGCUUCCUCUAAGAGCAAAGAAGGGAAAAAGGUUGAAGAGAAGGAAACGGAGGAACAGGAGGAGAGCCCAAAACCCACUGGGCACAAAAAAGAAAAAUCUGUCCUCCAGGGAAAACUUACCAGAUUAGCCGUGCAAAUUGGCAAAGCUGGGCUGGCAAUGUCUAUAAUCACCGUCACUGUUCUUAUAGCCUCUUUUCUCAUUCGAACAUUUGUGAUAGAGAAGCGCAUUUGGGCUGUUGAGUGUACGCCUGUGUAUAUACAAUAUAUGGUAAAAUUCUUUAUCAUUGGCGUGACGAUUUUGGUUGUAGCCGUGCCUGAGGGCCUCCCACUUGCAGUAACCAUCUCCCUUGCCUACUCUGUGAAGCAAAUGAUGAAAGAUAAUAAUUUGGUCCGGCAUCUGGAUGCCUGCGAAACUAUGGGCAACGCAACAGCCAUUUGCUCAGAUAAAACCGGGACCCUAACAAUGAACAGAAUGACAGUGGUUCAGAUUUUUAUUGGGGGUAAACAUUAUAAAAUUGUUCCUGCCCCUGUUUUACUUCAUCCAACUUUGUUGGCUCAUCUGCUGAAGGGUGUUUCUGUUAACUCUUCUUAUACGUCCAAGAUCCUGAAUCCUGAAGUCGAAGGAGGCCUGCCCUGUCAUAUUGGCAAUAAAACUGAAUGUGCUUUACUGGGCUUGCUUUUAGAAUUAAAUCUGGAUUAUGAGGCCAUGAGGACUAAGAUCCCAGAAGAAGCAUUGUAUAAAGUGUAUACCUUCAAUUCUGACAGGAAAUCUAUGAGCACGGUUUUGAAAAAUGCUGCUGGUGGUUAUCAGCUCUUCAGCAAAGGUGCAUCUGAAAUACUUCUUCAAAAAUGCACCAAAAUAUUGAACUCUUCUGCAGAGCGUGAACCUUUUUCCAGAAAGGAUAGGGAAAAUGUGAUUAAAAAUGUGAUUGCCCCGAUGGCGUCUGAGGGACUCCGAACCAUCUGUAUUGCUUUCAGAGAUUUUCCAGGUGGCUCUGAUUCAACUGAACCACAAUGGGACGAAGAGAGCACUAUUAUUAAGGAUUUAACCUGCAUUGCAAUUGUGGGCAUUGAAGAUCCAGUAAGACCCGAAGUUCCAGAGGCAAUCAGGAAGUGUCAGAAUGCUGGCAUCGUUGUCCGUAUGGUCACUGGGGACAAUAUUAACACAGCGCGGGCAAUUGCAGCCAAAUGUGGGAUUCUGCAACCCGGGGAGACCUUUCUGUGUUUAGAGGGGAGUGAGUUUAAUAGAUUAAUUCGUAAUCAGAAUGGGGAGAUCAGACAAGAGUUGAUAGACAAGAUCUGGCCUACUCUAGCCGUGCUUGCAAGAUCCUCUCCAGCUGAUAAGUAUAACUUGGUGGAAGGGAUCAUCAACAGCAACAUCACUGAACAAAGACAAGUGGUAGCAGUCACUGGGGAUGGUACUAAUGACGGGCCAGCAUUAAAAAAGGCUGAUGUUGGCUUUGCCAUGGGAAUUGCUGGAACAGAUGUAGCUAAGGAAGCUUCUGAUAUUAUUCUUACUGAUGACAAUUUUUCGAGUAUUGUCAAAGCAGUGAUGUGGGGUAGAAAUGUGUAUGAUAGCAUUUCCAAAUUUCUUCAGUUUCAACUGACAGUCAAUGUAGUAGCUGUGAUCAUUGCUUUUUCGGGGGCUUGCAUCACCCAGAAUUCCCCUCUGAAGGCAGUUCAGAUGUUGUGGGUAAAUCUCAUUAUGGAUACCUUUGCUUCUCUGGCUUUAGCCACAGAAAAGCCAACCGAAGCGUUGCUGAAACGGAAGCCUUACGGUAGAAAUAAGCCACUCAUCUCCCGUAUAAUGAUGAAAAAUAUUUUCUUACAUGCCAUUUAUCAGCUUAUAGUGAUCUUUUCACUACUGUUUGUAGGAGAAAGAUUUUUUGAUAUUGACAAUGGACGAGCCUCAACAUUGCAGUCCGCACCCAAUCAACAUUACACUAUUAUAUUUAACACAUUUGUAAUGAUGCAAAUUUGUAAUGAAAUCAAUGCACGAAAGAUUCAUGGAGAACGGAAUGUUUUUUCAGGAAUAUUCACAAAUAACAUUUUUUGUGGUGUCACUCUAGGAACCUUGAUUGUACAAAUUAUAAUUGUUGAGGUUGGAGGGAAGCCCUUUAGUUGCACACCACUUACCGUAGAGCAAUGGCUGUGGUCCCUCUUUUUUGGCCUGGGGUCCUUGGUAUGGGGACAAGUCAUCAUUAGUAUUCCGACCAGAUAUAUGUGGUUCCUAAAAGAAGUUGGACAACAGCCACUCAAAGAGGAGGAGGUAAUAGGAGAAGAAGUAACUGAAGUGAUUGACUUUGGCGAACAAGAACUGCGUCACAGCCAAAUUUUGUGGUGCAGGGGCUUAAGCAGAAUACAGGCUCAGUGCAGAGUAGUAAAUGCCUUUCGUUAUCCUGCAUAUAAAAGUCCACACUCGGCAAUGAGCAGUAAAACUAUCUGA
This is a messenger RNA of Thamnophis elegans (Western terrestrial garter snake), 3309 nucleotides long. Its product is annotated as plasma membrane calcium-transporting ATPase 1-like. NCBI's taxonomy places the organism in Eukaryota, Metazoa, Chordata, Lepidosauria, Squamata, Natricidae. The record is from RefSeq and is a predicted model, not a curated record. Gene Ontology annotation, biological process: regulation of cytosolic calcium ion concentration; calcium ion transmembrane transport. The transcript has a single exon. Gene Ontology annotation, cellular component: membrane; intracellular membrane-bounded organelle. The coding region runs from base 1 to 3309 and encodes 1102 amino acids. Gene Ontology annotation, molecular function: PDZ domain binding; ATP binding; P-type calcium transporter activity.